Messenger RNA from Zeugodacus cucurbitae (melon fly), 930 nucleotides. RefSeq names its product 3-oxoacyl-[acyl-carrier-protein] reductase FabG. Lineage: Eukaryota; Metazoa; Arthropoda; Insecta; Diptera; Tephritidae. The record is from RefSeq and is a predicted model, not a curated record. The coding region runs from base 139 to 906 and encodes 255 amino acids. The transcript has a single exon. Gene Ontology annotation, molecular function: oxidoreductase activity.
UAUUUAUCUUAUCAAUUAUGGCUAAAUGAUAUUGCAUUAUUGGUUGCGAAAUAGCCGCAGAAUGCAUUUAUAGAAUUUACCGGUAAAUUUUCCACACCAACUUAGUUGUUUCAACGCCCUGAGUUCGAACAGAUCACCAUGAGUUUAGCUGGUAAAGUAGUUAUUGUUUCGGGCGCAAGCUCAGGCAUUGGAGCCGCGACUGCGGAGGCUUUUGCCAAACAAGGAUCCAAGGUGGUGAUCGUGGGACGAAAUGUAGAAAAUCUGAAGUCUACUGAAGCGGCUUGCAAAGCAGCCAAUAGCAAAGUGGAGCUGCUAAAUAUCGCCGCUGACAUAACAACUAACGCCGAGAAGAUAAUAAAUUCAACUAUUGAAAGAUUCGGAAAAUUGAAUGUGUUGGUCAACAGCGCCGGUGUGGGUGAAACCGGUUCAAUUUUGGAUAUCGACGUCGAUCAAUUUGAUCGCAUUAUGAAUAUAAACGUACGUUCGGUCUUCCUUCUAACAAAAUACGCGGCGCCACAUCUGAUCAAGACACAAGGGAAUGUCGUGAAUGUCUCCAGUGUCGUUGGUUUGCGUUCAUUCCCUAAUCUUUCGGUCUAUUGCACAUCGAAAGCAGCAGUGGAUCAAUUCACCAGAUGUAUCGCUUUGGAUUUGGCGCCCCAGAAUGUGCGUGUGAAUGUCGUAAAUCCCGGUGUGAUUGUGACACAAUUCCAUAAAAAUCUGGGCAUGUCGGCGGAGGACUAUGCUAAAUACUUGGAGCAUUCGAAGUCUACACAUGCAAUGGGUCGCGUCGGCCUGCCAAAGGAAGUUGCCGAUGCGAUUGUUUUCCUAGCUAGUGACAGUUCGAGUUUUAUAACGGGCGCAACUCUGUCCGUCGAUGGUGGCAAACAUGCCAUGUGUCCACGUUAAUUUAUUUAAUGUGAUGUACAUAUU